AUGGCGGGCACUUUUCGACGCAGCAGCGCGUCACCAUGGGCCAACCCUCCAAAUACAGACCAGCUCCCGCCGUCGCCAUGGCACACCUCGGCUUCGGAGGAGAGCGGGGAGACGGAUCUCAAGCUUGAGCACCACGAUGGCGGCGCCGAUGAAAAAGCGGCCAACUGCCGCCGUGCGGCACGCUUCGUCGUCGACCCGGCCGGCGAGCUCACGCACGACGAGACGACAGUCGACGUGGUCACGGUGCCAUGUCCCGGCGGCCACCCGCUGCGCAGCUGGAGUCGCGACGGGCUGAUGGGCCGCUACUUCGGCGCGCCGUCGAUGCGCGAGGCCGCCGGCGAGACGGCUCCGAGCAGUCCCUCGUGGGUGCGCCAGGGCAUCCGGCGCGAGGCUCCCCGGGCGCGCAUCCUGCUGUACGAGCACCCGCCCGUGGCGCAGACGGCAGGGACCACGACGCUGGCGGGCCUGGCGGACGCGCUGCUGGAGGAGUUGCAUGCGCUGCGCGGCGCCGGGGCAAGGGCGAGGCCCGUCAUCUUCAUUGCUCACAGCGUGGGCGGGCUGGUUGUCAAGAUGGCCUUGACAAAGGCGAGUCGGGAUGCUAGGUACGACGGUGUGCUGCGCGAGUGCUACGGCGUUGCUUUCUUCGCAACGCCACACCAGGGAAGCAGCUAUUUUGCAAUGCCCAGUCUCGCCCCCAGCAUCCAGUCCCUCCUCCACCUAUCGUCGCCGCUGCCGGCCUCCAUCACCGACGCCCUGCGCGUGGGCAACAGCCUGCUGCAGCGCGUCGACGAGGACUUCAAGGCCGCGUCCAACGACGUGCGCAUCUGGACCUUUUACGAGACCAUCGAGUCGCGUCUCUCGGGCGCCGCCGGCGCGGGCGACGUCUACUUCACCGCGCCCCUGACGUCCAUCAAGUCGGCCGUCCUCGGCAUGCGCCAGGAGACCAUCUUUGCCCUGCAGAGCGACCACGCAAACAUUGCUUCGUUUGGCCGACACAACGUCCACUCGCUGCGACUGUUCCUCAGGCAGCUCGCUGUUCAGAUUGGUCGCGCUGACAUGACGCUGCGCGAUGGUGACGGCGAUGGGCGCUGGACCCUUGGCCUGGAGCAAAAGGUCAAUGUCGAGGUCCAUGGCUUCUUUGACGAUCCGCCUGCAGUGGGCGAGACCUACGAGGCCGUCUCCACGAUCCGAGCCUGGUCAACGCGUCUCCCGCUCAAGGACUUUCUCAAAAAGGGGCCCGAGGUGUGCUUGAGCGAGAGGCUGAACGAGGUCGAGGGCGCCCCUGAGCAGAGCAGGUUUCUCCGCGUCCGGGGCCGGACCUCGCUGAUCGACAAGGACUCCGAGGCCGACGAUUCCGCGGCUGCUGCUCCACCGCCGAUGAUUCCGAUGACGGUCAAGAACGUGCUGGGCAUCAAGGACCGACAGGCCGCCACACGACAGAUCGUCACCCCUGGCUCACCCAUCAUCCGCCCCGUCGACGCCGCCGCCUCCUCCGCCGCCCACGACCAGCGCACCCACUCCGUCCCGACCGUGGCCCCCCGAGGCCUUGCCACGCCCCCGUCACGGGCCCUGCUCCCCGCGCCUAGCCAGUCCGAGAGCCCACCGGUGCGCCCGCCGUCCCUGAUCCAGGCCGACCUGGAGCAGGACCUGGCCAUCGACCGGCUCUCGCCGCCCCUGCGCCCGCGCGUCGGCCGGACAAUCAGUCGGUCCUUUAGUCUCGGCAGCGACCGCACGCGCCUCGAGUACCGCGAAUUCAUCGCCCUCUCGCCGCGGAGCCGCAGCGCCUUGAAUGACCUGCCCGGUAGCGGCGGAGACGGACGAGGCGAGGGCCUUGAUGGCGAUGUAAACGACGACAACAACGGCGGCAUCGAAACGUCGCCGCGCCUGCCCGAAGCUGUUCUGGCGAUCCGCAAGGUGGCGGCCAAGGUUGGGCGGAUCCGCGGCAGUGACCCGGCAGUGCUGGACGAGGCGCCUGCGGCGGCGUUUGCCCGGCCGGGAGUCAAGGCGCGGAGGUUCGUGUGGGUGCAUGUGCCAUUUAACAACCCGACCUGGGUCAAGAGCGUCCUCCAAACCUUGGAAGUCUCGUACAGAAUGGACUUGUCGGCGCUGUACGGCCACGACUUUUGGGCCACGCGACACACGCGCGGUCGGCACUCGCAGCAUUACGCCUACUUUUCAAAGCCGGGCUGCUACUUUACCUCGUCGCGGAGACCAUCACCGCGUCCCUCGCUCGCCAGCCCGCCGCUGUCACCCACGGCGGUGGCAGACGCGGCCACGUAUACGUGCCUCUUCCUGCCCUAUCUCCACUUCGACUCGUACAAGCGGCUGAUCCGACGGCGGAACCUCAUCCUGCAGCGGCUGGGCUACGGCCGGUCGCGGCCGGUGCCCGAGUCGGUGGCCAAGUCGGAUCUCCUGGAGCUGCAGGUGAUCUGGGAGUUUCUCGGGCACGACCCACCCAUCAACUGCCGCCGGACGCUGGAUCAGUUCGCGUACCCCUCGCUGCGGGAUACGAGGUCUAGGGACGACGACCAGAUGCUGUACAAGCUGACCAAGGAGAGGGUCUGCGCCGAGUCGGAGCCAGGCCGCGACAUGCACAGCCAGGGAUCGUCGGCGGGGACCGGCUCGGACAAAGGGGCCGGCAGCGGAUCCAGCACCACGUCCGGGGGCUGGCGGGAGCGGCUGAUGCGCAAGACGGGAGGCGGCGCGGCUGAGGACGUGCCUGAAGAGGAGACGGUGCGCAACGGCAACGUUCUCAUGGUCGACCAGCUCUGGCUGUGGGUGAUUGACUCGCAUACCUUGACGUCCUUCUUCCCGAAGCGAGAAAGCGACCCGAUCGAAGGUCCGCUAUUUCAGCAAGCCGACCUUCGCGACAGCAUCUUCAACGACGUCAACGUCGACCUUACGCGGCAGUGCCAGAAUGCGUUGGACCUGGCCGCCCUUGCCGCCCUACACGCCGUGAGCGUCCUUCUCGACCGCUCCUCUCACCCCGACCUGGAGGUGUUUCGGAUCUUUGAGGAGGCAAUAAGCGCCUUGACGGAAAAGCUCACGUGGUCGCUCAAAGAGUUCCGCACCGAGGGUUUCCGCGACAAGGCCUUUGACUACGAGCCGGUAGAGAACAAGGCUCGAUCGAUCCGGGCGCGACACAAGGAAGAGAGCCGGCGGGCGGAGCGGGAAAACCGCGACAACACGUCGGCGCUUCUGGAGCUGCGGGACAUCGAGGACGAGUUGCUGACGCUGGUGCACCUGUUUGAGCGGCAGUCCAAGGUGCUGUCGUCGAUGCACGCGACGUACGCGCGGCCAGAGCUGCGGGAGCAGACAGCCAACGGGCGCGUCUUCCUGGAUGAGGCGCUCAAGCGGCUGCGUGACUACGCCCAGCAGGCCGACGAGAUGAUCCAGCGGGUGCGCAGCACGCGUGACGACUACGACAAGCUGCUGCAGAUGGUGCAGCGGCAGGCGCAGGUCGACGAGGUGCGCCUGAGCCGCCUGCACGCAGACCUGGCCAGUGCCCAGAGCCGCAGCGUCACCAUCUUCACCACCUUUACCGUCAUCUUCCUGCCCAUGACCUUCUUCACCGGGCUCUUCGGCAUGAACACGCGUGAGUGGGGGGGCGGCGGCAAUCUCCCGCUGCGCACCAUCGGCCUCGUCGCCUUGCCGUCCAGCCUGUUGCUUGUCGUGUCAGCCCUCUUCAUCGCCUUUAGCACUGGCGCGCGCAAGAUGCUGCGCUACCUGAGCCACGCCCACGGCCGCCUCGCGCGGAGCCUGUACCAUGCUUGCGGCGAGGCGGCGCGGUGGGCAAUGGGCCACGAUCACGGCGGCGACGGCGGGGAAAGAGGAGAAGAAGGGGGAGGGGAUGACGGCGUUUGGGGAGAGGGGACGGGAGCGAGAAGUGGAGGGAGGCGCAAGAGAAAGGGGCCGGUGCGCGAGGUGAGCGAUUUCUGGGAGCGGCACCGUCUUGAAAGGGAGAGGGGCUAUCGCAUCCCCGAGGCAAACAGGGCCAAGGCGGCGCCGGGGUGGGCGGCAGGGGCAGGCGGUGCGGGCAGCGGGACGUUUGGGGUGCGCAUGGGCGUGACGGGGACGCGGAUGAGGAGGGGUUAG
Molecule: messenger RNA, 4095 nt
Organism: Hirsutella rhossiliensis
Lineage: Eukaryota; Fungi; Ascomycota; Sordariomycetes; Hypocreales; Ophiocordycipitaceae
Product: corA-like mg2+ transporter protein
Exons: 6
Coding region: 1-4095 (1364 amino acids)
Biological process (GO): metal ion transport; transmembrane transport
Cellular component (GO): membrane
Molecular function (GO): metal ion transmembrane transporter activity
Source: RefSeq, a predicted model, not a curated record